GCCCAGCUGCAGGCGGAGAAGGGAGGCGGGACGUUAAACCACUGUCUGGAGUUCCACGCCUGGUAGCUGUAACAGCAAAUAGAGCGUGAGGUUUAUUUUUUUUUAUAUCGGUAGGAGAGUACUACAGAUAACGAAAUAUAAAACAAACUAACAAAACCCUAUGAAUAGUCAUGGAGAAAAACAACGCUGUACCACCUAAAGCACGGCCGUAUAACAAGCCGUUUAAUAAAGUAAGGAAGCCUCUCUUCAAGUGUGAGGAUGAUACUGCUGGAGGAACUGGUGCAGCAGAGUCGGAAAGCAAAAGAAACCCUGCUUUUACUGAGCAGGAAAAUGAAAUUCUUGCCCAAAAAAUAGAGCAAUAUUAUGAGAAGCUUUUUGGGAAAUUUUCUGAUCGGACAUCAAGUUUUGAAAAAGAUGCAAUAUGGCAAGAGAUUGCUGAUUCUGUGUCGGCUCUUGAUGUGAGGCCUAGAUCUGUGUCUAAAUGCAAAAGGCGUUAUAGUGAUUUAAAAAUUAAAGUUAAAGCCAAAAUGGCAAAAAUGAAUGCUGAAUACAAAAAAACGUUCAGGCUACCAGUUACAUUUACAACAUCAGAAAAUAUUAUUAAGCAGCUCAUACCAAGCCAUUUAAUGUGUGGAGAGUCUGGCCUAAGACAUACCAAUGCCAGUUCAGUGCAAAAGGAACACAGCAGUGAAAGCAGAGAUAAUAGUCAAAACACAAAUAGAAUACUAACAGAAGACACUGAGGAGAUCUGUACUGUGUCACAAGAAUCAUAUGUCAGUGAUGAUAACAUUCAGGAGGAGGGUAUCUGUGCUGCAAAUGAUGUUGAGCCCUCUAGUAUAUAUUUCCAACAACAAGAUGAUGAUACUACAUUGCCUAAAGAAACAGAGAUCCCAAAUGAGCAGAAGUUUUACAAUGAAGUGACUGAUUUCUGUUGGGAACAGAUCCAACAUAAUGAACUUGUUCAGGAAAAGCUUGAUACAUUAAAUAAUAUGUUGAGGGAUAAGAACAACUAUAUGAAAUGUAUUAGUGACUCUCUUUUUCUUAUAGCACAAUUGAUGGCUAGAGAUCGCACUAGUAAGUGUCCACAGUGCUGUCACUGUGAUUUGGUAGGAAAUGUACUAUUAAAACCAAAAUGUCAAGCUUCUGAAAGUGUGCAAAUUCAUUCUGAGACAGGGUGUCUAUCAACAUCAUCUUGUACUACUCAAGUGACUGACAGAAUGAGGGUUACUAGUUUAAAACGGAAGAAUAAAAAAGAUGAUGAAACUCAAGAGAAUAGUCAGUCACAAAAAGGAAGUAAAAGACUAUGGCAAAGAAAGACUACCAGCAAUCAAUAACUGUUAUAAGUAAUUGGCUUCACAUGUCUACGCAGUGAUGUACAGCUUUUCCCCCCCAGUACUUUUGUUUCUUAAGGAGUCUAUGUUGGUGUUUUUGUGAGUAAUGUGACAUAAGUACGUGUGUGUGUGUCUGAACAGUUGUAAUCAAAAUUAUUCAACCCCCAUUGCAAAUCUAGGAUUAUUAUUAAAAUUUUCAGACGUUCAGCUGUUUGCAAUGAA
This is a messenger RNA of Bombina bombina (fire-bellied toad), 1553 nucleotides long. RefSeq lists its product as uncharacterized. Gene Ontology annotation, cellular component: nucleus. The transcript is spliced from 4 exons. The record is from RefSeq and is a predicted model, not a curated record. Gene Ontology annotation, molecular function: RNA polymerase II cis-regulatory region sequence-specific DNA binding; DNA-binding transcription factor activity, RNA polymerase II-specific. Bases 171 to 1334 code for a protein of 387 amino acids. Gene Ontology annotation, biological process: regulation of transcription by RNA polymerase II. Lineage: Eukaryota; Metazoa; Chordata; Amphibia; Anura; Bombinatoridae.